UCGUACUCCACAAAAUAUUUCCAACAUUCCUUUCAUAUCUUCCAUGGCAGAACGGGUGAAGGGAUAAAAGCCGUAUUUUUAUUUUCUUUCAAUUUUUGUAUCAGCUAAAAGGAAGGAAGAGCCAAAAAGGGCUCCCUGAAAUGUAUGUGAUUUCCAAGCGUCUGAUUAUCAGUGGAGAGAUUGUUGUACAAGAGAGUGAGUGGGAAAAGGAGAGAUAACUGAUAAGUCAAGAAGCAAGAAUUCAAGAUUCAACCAUAUUCAGCAGCCACCUUAAAUACAGGCAGGUGUUUACUUUUAAGUUUUAUCCACCACCAGAAAUCUUCAAUGGAGAAUUCCUCAAAGCCAAAAGCAGCAGCAGCAACUAGUGUGUUGAAAGCAACUGAUCUUGCAUAUGCAAAAUGCGAGUGUUGUGGCCUUACGGAGGAGUGCACAGGGGAAUACAUAAAGCGUGUUCGUGACCGGUUUUGGGGGCGUUGGAUUUGUGGGCUGUGCUCGGAGGCAGUGAAGGAUGAGGUGGUGAGAUCAGAGAAAAGGAUUGGGAAUGAAGAAGCUCUGAAUCAGCACAUGAGUUUCUGUAAAAAAUUUAAGAAUCUAAGCCCCCCAAAAAGUCCAACUGAUGAUGAGCUCAUCUCUGCUGUCAAGCAGCUGCUGUUCAAGAGCCUCGACUCGCCCGUCAAGAAGCAGAAGCAGCGCUGUUUGAUUCUUGAGGGAUAGAAAUUGUUUUCUUCAACUGAUAUGUUAGUUGCUUGUAGUAGGUUGGAGAAUGUUUCUGUUCCAUUUGUUACAAGAUAGCUGACAAGGAUCUGAAUGAGUUUAAUUUGUAGCAUUUGGAUUCUAGGUUGCCAAAAAAGAUGGUUGUGGGGUUAAGCUGGAGAUUAAGACGACCUUGCUAGGACCAUGAUGCCUUUUCUCCAUUAAA
Messenger RNA from Salvia splendens (bonfire salvia), 919 nucleotides. RefSeq lists its product as uncharacterized. The coding region runs from base 325 to 714 and encodes 129 amino acids. The record is from RefSeq and is a predicted model, not a curated record. Lineage: Eukaryota; Viridiplantae; Streptophyta; Magnoliopsida; Lamiales; Lamiaceae. The transcript is spliced from 2 exons.